Messenger RNA from Echinops telfairi (small Madagascar hedgehog), 576 nucleotides. It is a transcript of the gene OGFOD3, whose product is annotated as 2-oxoglutarate and iron dependent oxygenase domain containing 3. Bases 1 to 564 code for a protein of 187 amino acids. Gene Ontology annotation, cellular component: membrane. The transcript is spliced from 7 exons. Lineage: Eukaryota; Metazoa; Chordata; Mammalia; Afrosoricida; Tenrecidae. The record is from RefSeq and is a predicted model, not a curated record.
AUGGCGCCCCAGCGGAGGGGCGCGCCCAAGGCCCCUGAAGGCAGCAGCGGGGCGGUGGAGCGGCGGCGGCGGCCGAGCAGGUGCACCAGGAAGGGCCGGCCCCAGCAGGAGGCCCUGAGGAGAGGGCUGAAGACUGCUGUGCUGGGGACCUGCGCCCUGCUGGCUGCAUUCCUGCUCUGGAGCCACAUGGGGGGCGACGACGGUGUUACUGACGUCCUGGCCCACCGCGGUGAGGUCCUGCGGGGCAGGUUCAUAGAGGUGCCCUGCUCCGAGGACUAUGACAGCCACCGCAGGUUCGAAGGAUGCACUCCCAGGAAGUGUGGCCGGGGUGUCUCGGACUUGGUCAUCACCAGGGAGGAGGCGGCGAGGGUUCGCAGCAUAGCCGAGAAGGGUUUGGCACUGGGAGGAUCGGACGGCGGGGCCUCCAUUCUGGACCUGCACUCUGGGGCUCUGUCUGUGGGGAAGCACUUCGUGAACCUGUACAGGUACUUUGGGGAUAGAAUACAAACAGUCUUCUCGGAAGAGGACUUCCAGCUGUACCGACUCAGGCAACACAUGCAAUGACACCGAAUGCAG